CUAUCGUUCUCCAACUCAGUUCACUCUCUCUCUCUCUCUCUCUCUGAGAACUCACACAUUUCUGAUAGAGACUUGAGUAACAAAAUUGAUGCUCAAUUAAGUUUCGAUAAGCGAUUUGGUAUCUUGACUGAUCAUCCGAACAUGAAAUUAAUCUAUAAACAACUCAUUAUCAGAGAUGCAAGACUGGCGAUGGAUAUGGAAAUUCCUCCGAGUGAAAAUGAUGAUGGAUUAGGAGUUCUUGAACCAGAUGAUGAUAUCGAUAAUCUAAGUGUGCAGAAUGAGGAUGAACAAAUUGAAGCAGUUCAAUGUACUUUUGCAUCAGAAAAUUUGGAGUUGGAUUCUGCUUUUAAUCCUAUUGCUUCUAGGGCUUCUAUAGAAGUUAAUGGAUCAUAAGAUUAUGAGUUGGAACAUAAGGGGUUUGGUUCAUGAUUCAAAAUUAAAUGCAAUUCGUAAUGCAAUUUUGAAGAAUAACCCCACAAUUUGUACAAAUCAGGAAUCCAAGAAAGAGAAGGUAAAUGAAAAUCUCAUUCGUUCUCUUUGGGGGAGUAAUAGGUGUAACUACAUUUUCGUAGCUUCAAAAGGUGCUUCAGGAGGCAUAAUUUUCAUGUGGAAGGAAGGCAUUGUACACAUGGAAGAUCAUUUGUUAGGUGCUUUUUCAGUUUCUAUCAAAAUCAGAAAUGCUUCUGAUAAUUUUGUUUGGUUGUUUACUUCUGUUUAUGGAGCUUCAGAUUCAGGCUACUAUAAUCAAUUCUGGCAAAAAUUAAGAGACAUAAGAAUCCUUUUUGAUGAUCCUUGGUUAAUUGGGAGAGAUUUUAAUGCCAUUCUACCUGCUGAUGAGAGAAACAUUCCUGAUGGUGCUUUGAGGAAUAGAAAAUCUUUUAGAGCUUUUGUUAACAAAUUCUCUUUAAUAGAUUUACCAAUGGCUGGGGGGAGAUUCACCUGGACAAAUUCUCAACAACAACCUGCUUAUCAGAUAUUACUCUUGCAAGGUUUGGAUUUGGUAUGAAGUGGAGAUCAUGGAUCAAAUGGUGCAUUUCUACUCCGAGAUUUGUCGUAUUAUUAAAAGGAGAAGCUACUGAAAUAUUUAAGAGUAAAAAAGGAAUCAGGUAAGGUAAUCCAAUAUCACCUUUCUUAUUUAUUUUAGUAGCUGAGGUGCUUUCUUUAUUGAUCAAAAAAGCUGCAGAUGAAGGUCUUAUAGCUGGUUUUUCUGUCUCCCAAGAAGGUAUUCUGAUAACUCAUCUUCAAUUUGCUGAUGAUUUCAUUGUUUAUCUCAAAGAUGAUGAAGAACAAAUUCAAAAUAUGAGAAAUAUUCUUUUGGGUUUUAAGAUUAUUUCUGGUCUUAAGGUUAACUACAGAAAAAGUACUAUUGUGGGCCUAUGGCAGUUACGUAAUGCAGAAAUUUGUGCUGACAUUUUUGGUUGUUCUGUGACCCAAUUACCAAUGAAUUACUUAGGUAUUCCUCUUGGUAGUAAUUCCAAGAACAGAAUUAUUUGGAAUGAAAUCAUUCAUAGGCUUCAACAAAACUUUAUAACUGGAAAAGAAGAUAUUAAUCUAAGGGCCAAAGGUUGAUAAUGAUUCAAAGUGUGCUUUCUAGUCUACCUAUAUAUUACUUGACAAUGUUUCAAAUGCAUGUGUCUGUGUCUAAAGAAACUGAGAAAAUCAUGAGGAAUUUUCUUUGGGGAUCAAAUAAUUCUACUAAAAAGAGGAGUUCGGUGUCUUGGUGAAGAACUAGUUUGCCAAAAUGUAGAGGAGGUAUUGGUAUUAAGAAGCUGCAGUUGAUGAAUAAGGUUUUACACUCUAAAUGAAUAUGGAUAUAUGGUUCAGAGAAGUAUGCUUUAUGGAGGAGAAUUAUAAAUAAAAAAUUUGGAGGUGCAGUAGAUGCUUUCUUUCCUUCUCUGACAAGGAACUCUAUAUGUCACAGUGUGUGGAUUGACAUCUUGAAAACUAGAGAGUUUGUUAAAUCUGGAAAAUCAUUGUAUAUUGGUUUUGGCAUGUGUAUGUACUUCCGGUAUGAUGUGUGGAUUGUGGAAUUCCCACUGAAACAACUCUUUACUACUGUCUUUCAGAUUGCAAGGCAGAAAAAUGCAAUAGUAAGUGAUUUGAUCUCAAAUGAAGGUGCUUGGAUUCUAAAUUUCUCUAGAAAUUUAAAUGAGUAGGGGAUGUUGAAAGUGGCAAACCUGUUGCAGAUUAUUAGUGGUCCUUCUCGUCUUUUGAAUGAAGAUUCAAGACAGUGGCGCUAUGGAGACGAUUUUUCAGUGGCUAAUGCAUAUGCUGCUCUGGAGACUGGUGGCUUGUUAACUUUCCCUGACAAAUAGUUGUGGAAAUCAAAUGUGCCAUUAAAGGUUUCAUUUCUUGUCUGGACUUUGUGCUUUAGUGGUGCUCCAACCUUUUAUUAUUUACACAAUGUUGGAGUGGUGCAAGACCCUACAUGUGUUUUACGUGAUGAUUGCUUGGAAAAAAAUGAACAUUUAUUCUUGCAUUGUAGGCUUGUCUUUGAUAUCUGGGCUUAUUUUCUUAAGAGCUUUGACAUCAAUUGGGUAUUAUCUAGAAAUGUGAAGAAAAAAUUAUGGGAAUGGGGUGAUAGGUCCCGGAGAAGAUCUAGAAACAAAAAAAAAACAUUGGAGUAUCUUGCCUUUUGCCAUUUGGUGGUGUGUCUGGACUGAACGAAAUGCGAGAGUUCAUAAUAAUGUGAAGAAGGACUUGGAUCAGCUGACUACGGAUGUAAAAUGUUUGAUGUUUAAUUGGGGUUUGAAGUCUCAGUUAUUUUCUAGUUUUUCGUUGUCUACCUUGCUAUGUAAUUGGAAUGCAGUAAUGCACACUUCCAUGUAAUUUUUGUUAUUUUGUGUCACCUUUUUGGUGACAUAAUGAUAUUUUUAAUCUAU
This is a messenger RNA of Papaver somniferum (opium poppy), 2882 nucleotides long. RefSeq lists its product as uncharacterized. Gene Ontology annotation, molecular function: phosphoric diester hydrolase activity; double-stranded DNA 3'-5' DNA exonuclease activity; DNA-(apurinic or apyrimidinic site) endonuclease activity. Lineage: Eukaryota; Viridiplantae; Streptophyta; Magnoliopsida; Ranunculales; Papaveraceae. Gene Ontology annotation, cellular component: nucleus. Gene Ontology annotation, biological process: base-excision repair. Bases 383 to 1006 code for a protein of 207 amino acids. The transcript has 2 exons. The record is from RefSeq and is a predicted model, not a curated record.